AUGGCAGCUAACACUCUUCGGAACAUCAUCGUCGUCGGAGGCUCGUUCGUCGGUCGCGUGAGAACAGCCCAGGAGCUCGCGAAAAUAAUCCCUCCAACCCACAGAGUCCUCCUAACCGAACCCCAUAGCCACUUUCACCAUCUUUUCACAUUUCCCCGAUUCGCCAUUGUCCCCGGACAAGAGCACAAGGCCUUCAUUCCUUACAGCGAGAUCUUUUCUGGUGCACCAAAUCCCGCCGCACAUGGCGUUGUCCAGGCUCGUGUCCUAUCAGUGAAUUCGCAACAUAUCGAGCUUGACCGAGAAUGGCAAGGAACCAAACAAAUUCCUUUUGAUUAUGUUGUCUUGGCGACUGGCACUCGGCUCUCCAAGCCUGCAGCAAUGGAUAGCGAUGAAAAAUUGCCCUCGGUCGAGUACCUACAGAAACACCAGGCCGAUGUCAAGAGAUCAAAGUCAAUCCUGAUCGUUGGCGGGGGCGCUGUUGGCGUUCAAAUGGCCACCGACUUGAAAGAGUACUACCCGGAGAAGGAUGUCACUGUGGUACAGUCACGCCCGCGCGUGAUGCCAAAUUUCCACCCAAAGCUCCACGAGCUUGUUAAGCGACGAUUUGAUGAGCUUGGCAUUCGAUUGGUUACUGGGUCCCGGGUCGUCAUCCCAUCGGGGGGCUUUCCUAAUGAUGGAAACGCGUUCGAUGUUCAAUUAACAAAUGGGACGACAGAAUCCACUGAACUCGUGAUCCUGGCGACCGGACAAACACCGAAUAAUCAGAUGGUCACUGGCCUAACACCUUCGACACCCGAUGGUUCAUCCGUGAUCAACCCUGACAACGGAUUCCUUCGAAUUCGGCCAACGUUGCAGCUCCUGGAUGAAAAAUAUUCAAAUAUAUUUGCUGUUGGUGACAUCGCCGACACAGGCGCACAAAAGGCCGCCAGACCAGGCUCGGCACAAGCUGCAGUGGUUGCAAAGAACAUCCUGUCUUUAAUUGAGGGCAAAAAUGCGGAAGAUACCUUCGUCAAGGGUCCGGGGGCGAUUCAUCUUACUUUAGGAAUGAAAUAUAACGUCAUUUUCCGCAAUCCCAAUACCGCAGAGGGCACGACAGAACCUUGGAUCAAUGAGAAGCAAGAUGGCCAAGAAGAUAUGAAUGUGGAAGCCAUGUGGGGACGGCUGGGUAUUACAGUCGAUAAUGCUCGCCAGUAUCACCUCUAA
This is a messenger RNA of Penicillium cosmopolitanum, 1203 nucleotides long. Its product is annotated as NAD(P)/FAD-dependent oxidoreductase. The coding region runs from base 1 to 1203 and encodes 400 amino acids. Lineage: Eukaryota; Fungi; Ascomycota; Eurotiomycetes; Eurotiales; Aspergillaceae. Gene Ontology annotation, molecular function: flavin adenine dinucleotide binding; electron-transferring-flavoprotein dehydrogenase activity. Gene Ontology annotation, cellular component: cytoplasm. The transcript has 6 exons. The record is from RefSeq and is a predicted model, not a curated record.